CUCAGAUUUCUUGAUCAAAUUAAGAUGUGUCAAGGCCUGGCCACGGAGCCCGAGCUUCACAGCCACCACCAUCAUGGUUUCGAAGUUGUAAACAUGGAUUUGAAUGGGGGUGGAUUAGAUAACAAUCACGACAAAAGCUAUCAAAUGGAUCACGAAGAAGUGGAGGAUUUGUUUAAGAAGCUCGACAAGAACAAUGAUGGAAGGAUUGACCUAAAUGAACUUGCGGAAGGACUGAAAAAUCUGCAUGGUUCAAGAUACAAGGCCGGCCAAGCUCAGGUGUGUACAAAUUAUAAUAAAAACAGCCAGCAAAAUUGACGCCAAAGAAUAUUUUGUCUAGAAUAACUUUGAAACAUUUCUGUUUUUAUUCCAUCUUCCUUUUUUGUCGCCUUAAGGCAUAGAUACGAAUUUCACCGGUCAUAAAUGCAAUCUGUGUAUUUGCGCACACUAAAUAUUGGUUUUAAGUUGGUUCGUUUGGGAUGUAAAUUGCUUCGCUCAAUUUGAAUAAUUUUGUGCCCAGUUGAAAUCAUGGUGUGCGGUAAAAAAAUGUGAUAAUCAAGAAGUUUGCCCUUUAAUUUCGUACAGAAUGUACAAUGUUUCGUUUUUGAUUGAUUAGUGUCGAUUUAUGGGUACUAUCGAACAGCCCGAAAAUUUACCACACCGGUAGAAAUAAAUCUGUACGAUCCUUGACUAUUUCACGCUUGAAUUCAAGUAAAUUAGCCUUUACCUUAAUUUUCCAAAAAAGGCGUAGCUAUUAUUGAUUUUGUAUGAUUCCCUGCACUAGAGUUGCAAAUGGAAAUUUCCUUAUUUAACAUGUUUGUACAUUUCACUUCAUUUAACAUGAAGGAAAAUUUACACUCGUGUUAUGUACACAAUCAACGAAGGAAAACAUCUCUGAACUGUAUGUUUUAUUCUUGUAGAUUGUUUUACACUGUCCUAAAUGUUUCCUAUAUAGACAAUUUAAGCUUGUGGGAGUAAAUUCUGCUGCAGACUUACAAUUUUAUGACAUACCUAUUUGUCAGAAAAUAUGCAAAUUUACUUCUACUUGGUACAUAUUUUGAAUUUUCCUGUAUACCUGCAACGAUUUUUUUUUCUGAGUAUAAGUGCGGGUAAUUGUAGUGUCAAGAAUGUUAGGAUUCUUUUUGAUAUUUUUUAGACACAUUUCCAAUUCUAUCAAUUAUCAUAAUUUAUAGUUAAAUAGAGAUAACAGGUGAAUGUAUAAGUUCUCAACUAUUGAAUUUAGUGGUUUGUGGUUUUAUAUGGUAAGAAUUCAUGCUAUCCAAAAACUUAUGGUUUAGGUUUUUUCCCUCAUCUCCUCUUUAUUAGAGACAAAAUUAAUUAAUUAACAAUGCAGAAAAUGUUAGAAGCAUGCAAGCAAACAAUCAAGGUUUGAAAGUGAUUGAAAUUAAAUCUUGAAGUUCAUAACCAAACCAUUGAGUAAUUUAAUCUAUUGCCCACACUUCUUUUGGUACUGUUUAUUCUCCAUUUAAUAAAUCCUCCUUCACUCCCAUUGUCUGAUGAGAGUUUCUCUCAAACUUGUAAAAUAGGGUUGGAAUCUUGUUACUAUCAUCAACUUAUAUCAGCAAAUUUUGCUGCUACUAAAUAACAGAGCCCCUGUGGACUGUUUUUUUUUAACUUUUAUGGUCAGCAUUAUCAUCUUUUCAUAUGUGUUGCCUACAAUUUGGCAGAAAUUACAAGGAAAAAAUCAUAGGAAAAAAACAAAUUGUAAUGACUACAUAGUUAAAUAAGAAUUGGGAGAAAGUAUUUGAAAAAACUUAGGGAGCUAUACAGACCACUUGACAGCUAAUCUAGUAUUGAAAUCCAGUGGAAUCACUUGUUCUUGUGAUUGCUAUAAUUAUAUUUGUCCUCUUUGCUAAUAUAGAUUACCAUUAUGAAAUGAUCUCCAAAAUGAUUGAUCAAAGCUUAGCCUACUCAGAUGCUCUGGAAAGGUUGGGGUGUUGUGGACACUUGUCUCGUAUGAAAACUAGAUUGUAUAGACCAAAAAAGUGACUGAAUUAAAAUGUUGAUCUUAUCUUUUUUCAAUUUACUGGUAGUUACACCAAUCUAAAAUACUUUUCCAGUAAAUACAAUUUACUGUCCUUUCUUUAUUCUUUUGUUUUUAACGUGUUUCUUGGCUUUCAGAGAAUAAGGCUUACAGCAUGUUUUGUGAUGUCCAUUUCAGCAAAUUAUGAACCUUGGUGAUCAGAACCUUGAUGGGCAGAUGUCAUUUGAGGAGUUUGUCAAAUAUGUGACUGACCAUCAGAAAAAAUUGUGGAUAGUUUUCCAGUCUAUUGAUCAAGAUGGCAGUGGUAACCAAUAUCUUUAAAUUAAUUGUUAAUUUUAGGAGUCUAAAAGAGAUUAGAAAUCCUAGGGAAAGAGACCUUUUUGUAUUACAAAUGAAUGGUUAGUCUCUAAAAUGGGUCAAUAUGAUUUCUUCAGUCUUUACAUUUUAUCUUUUUACUAAAAUUUUGGGUGCAAGAGAAAAAAAAUUAAGAAAUCUGAUUUUCUCUUCAGUAUUGAUGUAUAAUUUUGGGAGCUACAUCACAAUAUAAUUUGGCCUUAUUAGGGUACUUGAGAAUAAUACUGUUCUUCUACAGACUGAAGGAAACUUCAAGAAAAUGUUUUUAGUGUAAUUUUUGACUAAAGGAAGAAACAAAUAAGGAACAGGGUAGUCAAGGAUUAACAUGGGCUGUAGUUAAUGAACUUGAGACAUUUGCAUUUAGCAAUGUGCUUUUUUGACGUGGAACAUCAGAGAAUUCUAUUAUCAUAAUGGCAAAUUUCCAACUAAAUUCCAAUGGCCUGAAUUAUUUUUUUAAUUCAGACACAUAGAAUAUUCUCCUAUAAGUUAAAAAUUUUUCCCUGCUGCAACAUUUCUUAAUGAAAAGCCUGAUUUGAGGGGAAAUUUUUCGAGAUGAUUAACUGUGAUGCAACUCCCAUAGAAUAAGUGCAAAGGCAAGGUAAUGCUCAUUAUAUAUCUCAGUCAAUUUAGCAGGCUAUAUUUCUCUGUACAGCCUGCUAAAUUCAGGGGUUUGUUUUAAUUUAAAUCCUCUCCCUCUAUUUGAAUCCAGAUAUGUGAUUAAUAUCUGACUAACCUUGUUUUCUUGGUCUAUACUGUAAGUUACAGGACCUUGUUUUGUUUCACCCUGGGCUAUAAAUCUUAUUGGGAAAAACUUGGUCUGUAACUUAAAGUAGAGACCUCAAAUUGGGUUAGUAAGAGGUAUCUAUGUAAAGGCAAAGGUGUCAUUGGACUUAUUGUCUGCUGGUCAGGAUGUGUGGAUACAACAGAACUUAAGAAAGCUUUUGAGGCCGUGGAUGUUAAGGUAACAGACCAGGAAGUGGAUUUGUUAUUGAAAAGGUAAAACAUUUAUUGACAGUAUUAUUUAUUUUAGUCACUAAUCUAGUAGAAAAUAUAAAUACCCCCCUGGGCAGUUUAUUUUUUAUUUUGGCUCAAAAGAUGCACAGAUAGUUUCAAGUGAAGAAAGGUUGAAUAAUACAGAUACUCUGUGAUAUUGUUAUGAAAAAUAUUGACAUUCAUGGUAUCAAAACUGCCUAAAAUUUUUUCAAACUAGUGAAAUACAAAAAUUACCCCAACUUUUAAAACUUCAGAGAUGCAUUUCUGUUGUAGGAGGCACAUGUCUUGAGUAACAUCCAGUCAUGGCUUUUAAUUGGUCCAGGGGUCUCAAUACUUUAUCCCAUAAGCUGCUUUCGAUGGUGUAAUAGGCAACUGUACUCAGAGAAUGGGUACAGAGAAUGUGCCAAAAGGCGAAACCAAAACACAAGAGCUGUCUGGCAGGCUAAACAGGCAACAAUAAGUGGUCUUAUAUAAGCAGGGGUAAACUGCCAGUAACCAGCUUUUACUGAAACCCUUGUUGUCUGGAUGAGGGUAGAGCUGAACAAAAUUUUUGUUGACAGAUGCUGUGAGAGACAUUUGGACUCUCUUAAAAUUCAUCAUUACAGUCAUGUGUCAUUUAAAAAAAUCCUCUUUAAGGCUACCCUCACCUGGAAGAUCAAGCUGUAGUGUAUAGUUUUUAUUAAUGUACUGUAGAAACACUUUACCUUUUAAAAUUGUCAGCAUGGACAAGGACAAAACCCUUAAAGUUAACUGGAAAGAAUGGAGAGAAUAUCACCUGUUGAAUCCCAGCGGCCAUAGUAUGCAUGACAUCAUUCAGUUCUGGAGACAUUCUAAUGUAAGUGACUUGACCUUUUCAUUUUCAUGAUCUUUUUAUGAUCUCUCCCAGCAUCUGCCUGCUAUGAAUUUUGAUGUUUGCUCCAGACCUAUACUUCGCUGGUCUCUGUAAAAAUGUGUUAAUUUUGUUGAAAGAAAAAUGUUGAUCAGUUCUGUGAGUGACCAGGUUAUAAUGGUUUUGGUUUGUAGACCCUGCAGUUAAUUUGUGUUUCAACACCUUUUAUCAACCCAAAUAAAGCAUCUUCAUUUGAAUUUUUUCAAUAUUUGUGUUAGAUUCCCCUGAAUACUUAUAUUCUGUGGCUUUUCUGUUUUAGAUAUUAAUUGUCUUUGUUAGUUUUUUCAAUAUGUAUCAUUUAUCUUUGAUGUCCUCAGGUUAUUGAUAUUGGUGAGGAUAUGACUGUUCCAGAUGAAUUCACUGAGGAAGAAAAAGUGUCAGGAAUGUGGUGGAGACAGCUGGUGGCAGGGGGUGGAGCAGGAGUUGGUUAGUGUAACUAGGGCUUGUCUAGAUCAUGCCUUUCAGUCAUGGAAUUUGAGUUGAAAAUAUUGAAUUAAACGUCUAAGAUGGUGCAAAUAAAAGUAAUGAUGGGAAACUAAAGAAGCUCUUGAUUGCUCAAUAAAUUCUCCUCAUCAGAACUAUGAGAGAUGUAUGGAGAACAGGAUGGAGAAUCUGGGUAGUGAUGUAAGGGUCAACUCCUUUAAAUGCAUCCUGGUUAGCUUGCAGUUAUCUCCAAUCCAGCUAGCCCAAAGUUGUUUUUGUUUUUUUUUAAUUUAUUACAAUUUUUUUUUUUGCAAGGAUGCUUUUCAGAUUACAACAAGUUUAGUGCUAACCCUUUUAAAUUUGUUUCAUUCCAGUGUCAAGGACAUCAACUGCUCCUUUGGACAGAUUAAAAGUUUUAUUACAGGCAAGUAUCUAAAAUUGAAGGGGUCAUCAUGUACAGGUGAUACACAUGACUACAUUUUUAUCAGGGAGUGCUGGCCAGCAGAAAUAAUAACAGUCUGCUUACUAACCUUACUGACUAUCUAAGUAAGGUGUUUGACUAGAUUGGGAGGGAAGGAACAAUUAAUGAAUGCUUUGUGCUUUCUCGUUUUUCACAAUAACAAUAAGUCAAAUGGUUGCAGACAGACUAUUAAAGAGGGAAAAUUUUGUUUUAUUCCAGGUACAAGCAUCAAGCCAAAAUAGAAUAGGAAUUUCUUCUGGUUUUUCCAUGAUGAUCAAGGAAGGUGGAAUCAAAUCACUUUGGAGAGGAAAUGGUGCUAAUGUGGUCAAAAUUGCACCAGAAUCAGCCAUAAAAUUCUUUGCUUAUGAAAGGGUAUGUUUCAGUUAAUAAGAGACACCAGAACAUUGAAAGUUUUGUGUUAACCCUUUAACACCUAAGAGUGAUUGGCAUUGUAUUUCUCCCUUCAGUAUCACUGUUGAAUCAAACAUAAAGGCCAUGAGAAUAAGGGAAAUGAUCAACCAUGAGAGAAGCUUGUGAUUGUUGAACAAAUUCUCCUUGUCUGUACCAUAAGAAAUGUGUAGAGAACAGUAGGGAGAAUAUUUAUACUGAUCCUAGGGUUUAAAAGAAUCUUUAGGUCUUUCCUAAGACCUGCCAAAGGAUCUUUAUCUGCCAUAAUUUUUCUGGCAGUUUUUAGGCUUAAAAAACCUUCUAAAAUCGUUCAUGUUCUGUCAUUUGGUACAAUAUGUAGUACACGCUGGGAUUGUUUGUUCUUCAGGCAAAGAAGCUGUUGGGUGCAGAUGAAAAGCAGCUGGGGGUCAGAGAAAGACUUAUGGCAGGUUCAAUGGCUGGAGUAGCUUCACAGACAAGUAUAUACCCCCUGGAGGUACUUAAACCUGCAUAGUUGUAAAAAUAAAUUAUGAAAGUUUGUCUUAGAAUUUGUCAAUAAAUUAUGAGAAGUUGUCGAAUAAAAUGGGAGGAGUCUGAGAAUAGAGGGGUUAAGAAAACGAGCAAUUGGAAAAAACGUUGCUCUAAAGUAAUUCUCUAGCCUUUCUUUUUGACACUUUUUAGGGAUCAAUGAGAACUUGAUAAGUUUAGUUGUAAACUUAUCACAGAGUAGAGUCACAUGUAAAGCAGUGCAUGCCUAGUUUACAUUUGAAAUUAGUACAAAUAGUGCUUUUGGUAACCAUCAGGACGAAAUCUCAUUUUUAACAUGGAGCCACCUCAAAUAUCCCAACGUUUGUCUUUUCAUUCAGAAAAAAAGUAAAAAGAACAAACAAUUGGAAGUAUUGUUCAUUGUAGCUAUUUUGCUGACCAACUCCUUAUUUUUUCAUGUUUCAUGAGAAGGCGGCCUCAUGUGGGUGUAAUGUUCUUUUCAAUGCCCUUACUGGUUUAUAGGUGCUGAAAACAAGACUGGCGCUUCGUAAGACAGGACAGUACAAGGGUCUUGUCGAUGCGGCAUAUGUCAUCUUUACUACUGAAGGAAUCAGGAGUUUUUAUCGAGGGCUGUUCCCGAGUCUUUUAGGAAUCAUUCCCUAUGCUGGAAUAGAUCUUGCUGUAUAUGAGGUUAAUCUUAAUUUUCCUUCUUGGUUCAUUGCCUCCUUUGUGUUCAGUUACACUUUAAACCCGCGCUACAUUAGCGCGUUCAUUUUUCUGAGUUGAAACAGUUGAAUAACCUUUUAUCAUCAUUGUCUUUUUUUCAGACACUCAAAAACUUUUACCUUAACUACCACAAAAACCAGUCAGCCGACCCAGGGGUGUUUUUAUUGUUAGCGUGUGGUACAGCGUCCAGCACGUGUGGUCAGUUAGCUAGUUAUCCGUUGUCAUUAGUGAGGACCAAAUUACAAGCGCAAGGUAUGAAGCUACGUGCCGUUGCAAUGCACUUAAAAACAAUGAUGGGGGUUGAUGGUAGAGAGAGGGCAGAGAGCAGUGGCCAAACGUCUGCGCAUGUGCGAACGUUGUGAUUAAUUGGUGACGUGCUUUUAGGUUGUUAAUGCUAAAUUGUCUCUCCUUACGAGGAACUCAAAAUAGAAUGCCAAAUCAAUAGGAUAUCCCUACUUGAAUAUACUUUCUGUUCAAAGUCUCAAGUACUCCUUUUCGUCUCUGUGUUUCCUUGUAAAGAUUUCCAUAAAUGUUUCAAUUGUCAUUUGCUUGUUUUAGUUUCAAACUUUGCGUAAGAAAUUGGCGCGCUAACGGCUAGAUUUGAUUUCCUCGCGCAUGCCCGACGUUUGACCGCUGUUCCCAUUUGAAUGAGAUGUAGCCUGAUAGCAAGGUCUCGUUUGCGCUGCGGCACGAGUGGCGAUGGCUGCGAGAGGGGUCAACCACGAAAUGCUAGACAUCACAGGCUUCGCCACUCGUGCCGCAGCGCCUCUUAGAGCGGUGGCCUUUUGGGCUAUGCGCUUAAGUUAAGGCCACGGCUGUUUGAAGGUUGGAUAACGCUAUCCACUAUAUAAAUCUUUAUCCGGUGGAUAGUGCAGUACGUUUUGCCAUCACUUAUCCGCUAAAUAGCGAUUUAUCGGUUGGAUAGCGUAAUCCACCCUUAAUACAACUGGGUCUUAGGCUGGAACUUGGCGGGGGUCAUUUUCUUGGCACUCUCCUCUACUAGUGCGUCAUCCCAGUAGUAUGCACCGGUACCGUGAGCUGUCAGGGAAACUUGAGGAUUUGCCGAGUAACCAGCGAUGGACCAGAGUACCAUCCAGGUAGAGCGGUACUACUCCCUGUUGCUUCAUAACACAAACCGAGAUAAACCCCGCUAGCUAUCCCAUGCGGUUUCGUUACAGACAUCAGCAAUGACAUAUUUAGCCAGAUAAUUUUAAAUCAUUCUUUUUUUGUAACAUUUAUAUGAAACGUCUUUUCUUUCCAGCGCGCUCCCGCACUGCAGGCAGGGGAGAUACAAUGGUUUCAGUAAUUAAAAACAUUAUAAAAGAAGACGGACCACGUGGACUUUAUAGGGGACUGGCUCCUAACUUUAUGAAAGUUGCGCCUGCAGUCAGUAUAAGUUACGUUGUGUACGAACACUUGAGAAUGAACCUUGGCGUUAGAUAGAAUACUCGAUGGUCUGAUUUGGGGCAAAUGUAUAUGGAAUGAGAGCAUAAUGUAAACGCGAUAUAAGAGUAAAAGAGAAAAAUACACGACAGAGAGAAAAAGCUUGAAAAUAUAGGCGGUUUUCCUGCCUGUGAUAGCAUAGGAAGUCUAGCAACAUUAAUAUGGACUAUUCGAUUUGAUAUAAUUGCACGAACUUUAAUUUUGUUUUUAUGAAUUCUCAUGUUUUAAGACAUUCCGUCAUGGACAGCAAUUUUAAAGCUGGAGUCAACAUUUUGUUGUGGUUAUUUUUUUAAAUUUUUGACGAGGAUAACCUAAGGGUAACCCGAGAAGGUUACGAAUGACUGUGACGUCUUUUACUAACCUAAUCUGAGCGCUCUAAAAGCUAGGGGACUGGAUGACGUAUCACUGUCAUGUGGAGAGCGUAGGAAUGUCACUUGCUGAUUGGCUGAUAAUAUCGCAUAUAAAUUCAUCGCAUAUAAAUUUUCCAUGGGAGUAAAAUAUUAUGCAAGAUCGUGCUUGGUCAUAGUAUAUUGUUGUAAAUAUAUAUUUUUUUGUUUAGGCUUUUUGUCCCUUAAGAUAAACUUUUAUCUGAUCUGUUGCUAGGGAGUCUUGCUGAGAAAUAAUUUCUCGACCUUUCCUUUGAUCGUUAGUUUUUAACUUUAAAAUUUUACCAGAUGCAUGAAAUUCAGAAGUUGCCUGGAAAUGGCGUCUAAUCUCUCCAUAUGAUUUAAACUCUGCUUAACCCUUUAACUCCCAAGAUCUGAUUGUUAAUUCUCCUCUGUAGCUGCUACACAUUUCCUUGUAAAUUAGUUAUGAGAACUUGGUGCUAGAUCAAGAUAGCAGCUUCUACCUGAUAAGUUUGAAUAUUCUCAUUACCUUUUUGCUGAAGAAUGUAUGGAUAUUUUAGGGAGAAGUUUUAUGUUAAUAACUUCUGGGAGUUAAAGGGUUAAUCUUUUCUCUCCAUUUUUAUCCUGUUUUCUCUUUUUAUAUGCUUUCCUUCUUUCUUUCCUUUCUCAUCCCUUCUUAUUCUUUCAGGCUUGUCUGCUCCAGACCACACUGGUUCCAUGAUUUUUUAACUUUCUGCUAGAAAUUUUGAGUUAACAAAUAUUAACAAAAUUAUCUACAAACUGCUUGUUCAAUUUAGGAAAUCACUUUUAUCCUUGCUGCUUUUAAAUAAUCGCAUCUUAAGAUGAAGUUAUAUUACGAUCGCCAUUUACCUUAUGAUAAAAAUGUUAUCGUAAUACACUGACACACACGGCUGUAUUCUCUCGUUUAAGUGAUUUGCGAGAAAGGUCUUUAUUAUUCAAAUGGAUAGAAUAUUUAUACGAGCUGUUAAACAUUUGUGUAGCCAUCGUGUUUUGCGGAAGGGUUCUGAAGGGAACUACUUAGUUUUAACAAAGGAGUAAUUUAGUGGUUACGUCAAUUGUAAGCGUAGGUAUGUAGUGUUACAGCCAUGAAUGAUCUUUAGGUGUCUUUACCGAUGUCAGAAGGUUGAAGGAUCAAACGCCCGCAAGGACUAUUUGAACUAAAAUGAAGGCUAACCUCGAGCAAAAUAGAAC
Pocillopora meandrina is the source of this 9722-nucleotide messenger RNA. Lineage: Eukaryota; Metazoa; Cnidaria; Anthozoa; Scleractinia; Pocilloporidae. The record is from the annotation of a GenBank genome assembly.